Messenger RNA from Saccostrea echinata, 1607 nucleotides. Its product is annotated as ran guanine nucleotide release factor-like. Gene Ontology annotation, biological process: heart contraction; regulation of sodium ion transmembrane transporter activity; protein import into nucleus. Bases 93 to 653 code for a protein of 186 amino acids. Lineage: Eukaryota; Metazoa; Mollusca; Bivalvia; Ostreida; Ostreidae. Gene Ontology annotation, cellular component: nucleus. The transcript has 5 exons. Gene Ontology annotation, molecular function: small GTPase binding; guanyl-nucleotide exchange factor activity; transmembrane transporter binding. The record is from RefSeq and is a predicted model, not a curated record.
AUGCGAUUGUGCAAGUUUGUUAUGUGUGUUACUCUAAUAAUAGCUGUUAGUAAUAUUUAAUCCUUGUUCGAAUAUAAUUUUUAACAUUCGAAAUGUCUAUGAAAGUACAGGAAUUAUUUGGGGGAGCCCUCACUGUUCAUCUUCCAGAAAACGCCAAGGACAUCAGUGACAUUCGCCAGAUUCCAGACAACCAGGAAGUGUUUGCUCACCCAGUCACAGACCAGAGUAUUAUCAUAGAAAUCCUGGAAUAUGUGGACAAAGAUGAUGAAGAAGCGAUAAAGACCCACUUUAGUGAUCUGGCCUCAGACAAUGAUGUUCAGAGUGGAGAUGCCAAUAUUGUUCAGAUAGAAGAAAUUCCUAACACGGACCUUAAAAUGACACAGUGUGACAAUGCCUACUAUGUGCUAGGACAACAGAAUGUCUCCAAAUUUAAUGAGGCAGCCAAAAACACAGUAGAUAUGCACAUUGGUCUGUUCCGCAUCUCCAAAUUUACCUCAGAUAUACUUGUGACCUUCAACAAUCCAUCAUCGAUCAACCCCCAGAGUAGCAGUCAUCAUCCUGUUCCUGUCAGCGCUACCCCCUGGACCCUCGACGACUUCCGGAAUCUUCUGACAUCACUCUGUGUAGUGGAUGAGGGAAUAUUUGGACAGUAGGAAAUUGGGUUUAUGACUUUUUAUCAGUAGUGUUGGAUUUUGUUCCAGAUGAGUGACAGAAAGCUGAUUUCCUUUAAGAAUUUACAUGGAUUCCACAAGUUGUUUACUGCUUCAUGUUCUCUUAGGCAGGGGGAAAAUCAGCAUUUUAAUAUAAUUUUGCUACAGCAUUCUCAAUUUGCAAACUGUAUUUUAGAGAAGGAGGUAAAAUUAGAGCUGUAAUGCAUGGAAUCUGAGUAUCCAGGCAGAUGAUGCUGAUGAAGCAUUUAAUUUUAUAUGUCAGUGUGUUAUCUUUAUGACACACUUACAUGUAUUAAUAUGUUUACAAGAUAUACAUGUCUCUGUAUGUGUGCUCUUUGUGUAUAGUGGUAUAGGGACUGGGACCUUGACUCUUGCUAAUCUAUGUAAUACCACCUAUGUACUCAGUAUUAAUGUAAAAGUGAUAUUGCAUUUGUUGCGGAUACAUUGUAACUAAGAAAUUAAGCUGCAUUCAGUAUGGUGUAUUUUGUCUCCGACUCAUUAUUUUUUCCCUUAAUUUUAAUUAAUGUAAUAUUGUAGUUGACCUUUGACACCCACCUGUAAGUUCCAUCUUACUUUUCCUACCUAGAGUAAAUAGCACUGGAGCAAUGUAACAAUGUGUCAAACAAACAUGUAAUUAUGUUAAAGGCUCUAUCAUGCGCCUAUAUAGGCAUGGCCAUGUGUUUGUUGAAAUAUUCUUAAAAAUAGACUUAAAUGUUAUUGAUGUCUCUGCUUAUAAGCAUAUAAAUUGUAUUUGAAUGAUAUUUUAAGACAAUGUUUUAGAUAGGUUGAAAUGCUGAUCUACCGAUAUUUGAUGACACCAGGACAAGACAUCUAAAUCUGCUCUAGAAGUGUUAAUAGUACAGCUUUAUAUACCAUAUAAAAGAUUUGAUAAUAAUUAAAUAUUCAAUCAAAAUAAAAGCUACACAUAUUUCUGAA